Messenger RNA from Carcharodon carcharias (great white shark), 2291 nucleotides. RefSeq names its product BCL2 like 13 (gene bcl2l13). The record is from RefSeq and is a predicted model, not a curated record. Gene Ontology annotation, cellular component: mitochondrion. Gene Ontology annotation, biological process: regulation of apoptotic process; apoptotic process. NCBI's taxonomy places the organism in Eukaryota, Metazoa, Chordata, Chondrichthyes, Lamniformes, Lamnidae. Bases 171 to 1613 code for a protein of 480 amino acids. The transcript has 7 exons.
GUUAUCAUAACAAUUCGGAUUUUAAUGUUAAAUGCUUUCAUCAUUUGCUUUUUUGGGUAGGGGUAGAACUUUCGAAGAAUGUUCUAACACUUUUCAUCAUAGAAAAACAUUCCGGAACAAAGAGUCCACUUCUCUAAAAUGUCAAUUUUACUUGUUGGCGUACGAAGUAUAUGGUUGCAACUUUUGACAACCAUCAAAAUAACGUGAAAAUGGCUACAGCCAUACCUGAAGGCUUUCAUUAUGAGACCAGAUAUGUUGUCUUGAACUACUUGGGACUGGUUUCACAAGAAAAGACUCUAGAACAAACAGGAGAAGGGAUGCAUUCAACAGGAAGGCCUCCUUUGCAGAGCAAUGUAGCUGAGAAAAUUAAGAUGGAAAUACAAGAAGAGCUGAAACUCCUGCACGAUGAGAUAAAUAAAGCCUUUGCCAGUACAGGAUUUGAAUGUCACACUUCUCCAGUAUUUAGUCCAGCAAAUCCAGAAAGUUCAAUAGAAGAUUGUCUGGCCCAGCUUGGAGAAAAGGUAGUCCGGGAGCUUGCUGUGCAACUGCAGGCAGCACUACAAAAUAUUCUCAACAAGCCACUUGAGUAUAAGGUAUACAAAGAGCAAGCAAAUCAAGUUGCCAGCCACACCAGUGGGUGGAAUAAGGUUCUGAUCUCCCUAGUGUUGUUACAACAGCUACUAACCAGUCACAGCCAGCAGCCACUAAAGGAACUAGUGGAAUUUGGAGUGAAGUACAUUGAGGAGACUGAAGCUGAUUAUAUCAUCCAGCAAGGAGGAUGGGGGACUGUUUUCAGUCUGGAUUCUGAAGAGGAAGAAAGAGGAGAAACAGUAGAUGAUAGCAAUGAUAUUUACAUCUUGACUAGUGACAACUCUGGUCAAGUAAGUCCUCCUGAAUCACUAACUGCCACCAGUUCCUGGCAGGCAGCUAGCUUGCCAGCUUCACUGUCUACUAGCCAAAGCUGGCAUACUGAAGGCUUGCCAGUUUCUCUUGGAACAGAAUCUUGGCAGCAAUUAUCUAUAGAGCCAGAGGACAUGAAGAGCUUGGACAGUAACGGUGGUGGUGAAGAGAGAAGUGAAAACAAUUCUUCCAAUUCUGAUAUUGUUCAUGUAGAAAAAGAAGAGAUUACUGAAGCUGUUGAGAGCCAGGAAAUGGAGCUAAAGACCCCAAUCUCAACAACAGCAACUGAGUCAGUACCUCUAGCUGCCCAACAGACUGCACCAGUGGAGGGUCAGCCUUCUGCUGAAGUGGAGAAAAUCGAUCCUUUAUCAGUACCAAGCCCAGUAACAACCCCUGAAAUAGAGGAAAAAACUGUAACACCAGCAGGAGAAAAGGCUGUUGAAUCCAGCGAACUAUAUCAACCAACUUCACUGCAAGAGAUAAGAAAGCAAUUGGAAGAGAUUAAAAAAGGUGUCUGGGAAGAUUCCCCAAAAACCAAACUGGAAGAGGAUGUUGAAAAAGUUGAAAUAACACCACUAGCUAAGCCAGAGCCUACUGAAGAAAUUGUUCCUAUAAAAUCAAACACAUCUGUUUUGUUUUAUGGUGGAGCUGCUGCUUUUGCAAUGCUGGCUGUAGCAGUGGGGGUGGCUCUAGCCUGGAGAAGAAGAUUUUAAUAAGUGAACAGUUCUUAUUGAGCAGGGUAAUUGGGAAGGCUGUCUUUACAAUUGAUUAUGAUGACUAAUUAAGCCUAUUUAUUCCAUUGCAUCGCAGAACAUGUGAUCAAUGAGGAAAACCAUGGUUAAUAGGGUUAGAAAAUCAACACAUACAUGAAUGCUGGGCAGUACUAAUAUAACUGAGGAAAUAAACUUAAUCUACAGUGUAAAGGAAAUUGUGGAGUACAGAUGUUCUUUCUAUAUACAGUAGAAUCUUUGAGAAUGAAAAUGCUGAUAAAUUUCUAAAUAACACCUAGAGUGUUAAACCAUUGUAGAGGAAAGAAGCCCUUUGGUGAAAACGGAAGGUUGAUGUAGAAAAGUGUUUUAAGUUCCUUUCUGGGGAACUAAGUAUUCAGGUCUUAGUUAACAGAGACCUUUUUUUUAUAAUCUGAAUUAAUUCAUUACUUGUCAUUUUGAUUCUUAAACUGCUGUAACACUAAUUUCCAAUUUUAAUGUGUUAGCCUUGAGCAUUGUGAUUAUAGUUUUAUUUCAUUCAGUUGCACCAUAAGCAUUUUUAUAUAAGAUUUAAUUCUGCUUGUAUAUUUUACUUUUUCCUCUUCCCUACUAGCAUUUGGUUUGAUUUAUUUUCAUAAGCAAUGGAACAUUUUUCAUUAACUAAUAAAAAGUGAACUUCAUUGA